CUUUGGGUUGCUUUUAGGUACCCUCAAAUGGCGGCCAAUGGUGGCCAAUGGUGGCCUGAGACGCUGUAAUGCCUCGAUUGUGAGGCUCUAAUUCGUCCAAUUUGCAGCGAAUCCCGGAGCCCUGUCAGCUGAAGUCCCUGCGGAGUACCUACCUCGCCUACCCACGGUACUUCCUACACAUGUCUAGGUAUCACAUCGAGCUAGCCGGCCUUAUCGCUAUGUCCACGUCUCCUGUCGCGGACUGCAAUUUAUUACUACUAUUUUCUCGAGCCGACAGAGAACCCGAGAGGACAAGUAUUUGUUCCUUUGUCAGUAUCUCCACGACGAGCCGCUCUCCAACUCGUUGUUCGGGCCAUCUCCAGCUCGAAGCCCGCUUCGAAUUGCCUCUAUUCGUUCUCUAUUUCCGACUAUUGCGACUUCUUGCGACCAUCAAUUGCGUGACUGGCCACAGAGGUGCAAGAGGAUAACGCCGUGUUGCUACCAUGCCGGCCACAGACACAGCUCCAGCCGCCAAUGGCGCCGCAGGAGAACAAGGCCAGGCGUCCCUGUUCUCCAAGAUUCUACAAGGUGUCCUGAUCUGGUUCGGUAUUCAAAUGCUUAUGAAACAGUUCAUCGGCGGCGGCAACCAGCCGAAGAUCACCACAGCAAAAGACUCCGACGGAAAUAUUGUGCAAAUACCCGCCAACACCGGCGACAUCCCUGCAUAUCAGCUUCGGCCCGCCACAUUGGACCCGGGUGCUACUUACAGCCGCAUCCCACAGCGUGUGGCCCCUAUCUGGCCAAGCGACAGUGCUGUUGAUAUUGUUGUGACCUUGUCUUCGAGCUUCGUACCUACUAAGAUUGCGAGCGUGCCCGAAGAAAUGGUGGCUCUGAAAGAGACGAACUUCAAGAUUGGGAAUUCGAGCGACAAGCGAUCUGCUGAGACUCUUUUUGACGUGCCCACCUCGGUACAGAAUAAUGGAACACUUUGGGGUCACUUCUAUUUUGGACUCACAGGUUCCAUUCUGGAUCCCAAGGAACCUGGCUUUGAUCCGGCCACCGCUGUCCACUUCACCUACCCUCUUACACAAUAUCUUCCCAAGAAGAAGAUAGCAAAAACACGAAACUUGCUAGAAGAUCAACCUGAUGUUCUCGAGGAGCCGGAAGAAGAGGAAACUGGACCCAUCGUUGCCAACUAUUAUCACCCAAAUACCAGUCUAUCUUUUAUACCUGACACUGGAGUUUUGAACUUCGCCCAACAACCACCGGCGGUUCAACAGUUCCUUGUGCUCGAGUCAACUGGCGCUCGUGACGGCUCUGGACAGAAUUCAUGGUACUACCCGAUUUUGUUCGUCAACCAAUUCUGGCAGAUGAAGACCCACAUGAUCCUUCUGAACGACACAGUCAAGACGCUCCCCAUGCGCCUUGACCUUGGUAACUUGAAGAAUUGGCAAUUCAACCUCAUGGCCACCAUGGACCUGAAUACCAAGCACCAGGCUCGACAAGCUGCUUUCGGUGGCUCUCUACCAGGAGGUAGCGAUGGCAGCGAAGUUGAACUUAUCAAAGAAAUUUUCCUAGAUACCAACCCCUGGCUCUUGGGUGUUACUAUUGUGGUCAGUAUUGCUCACUUGAUCCUUGAGACGCUCGCCUUUGGUUCCGACAUCGCGCAUUAUCGUAAGAAGAAGGACAAUGUCGGCAUCUCAGUGCGAUCAAUCCUUGCAAACGUCUUCAUGCAAAGUGUCAUCUUCCUUUACCUCGUCGACAAUUCUCAGAACACAAGUUGGAUGAUUCUGGGCACCCAAGGCAUUGGUAUCGUCAUCGAGUUCUGGAAAAUCACAACUGUAGUCAACGUGAGAAUGCGCCCUGCGCCGCCGGGCUCGUUCAUUCCGUAUCGCAUUACAUUCGAGGACAAGUACAAGCUCAGCGAGACCGAAGAGAAGACCAAAGAGUACGACGAGAUUGCCUUCAAGUAUAUGUACAUUGCUGGCGUGCCCCUGUUGAUAGGUUACGCGAUCUACUCGCUCUACUACGAGUCUCACAAAUCUUGGUACUCGUACAUCAUCACCACUCUUGUCGGUUCCGUCUAUGCUUAUGGUUUCCUUAUGAUGGUGCCUUCACUCUACAUCAACUACCGUCUCAAGAGCGUCGCUCACAUGCCGGGCAAAGCCAUGAUGUACAAGUUCCUCAAUACCUUCAUCGACGACUUGUUCGCCUUCACCAUCAAGAUGCCAUUCCUUCAUCGUCUCGCUACGCUCCGCGACGAUGUCAUCUUCUUCAUCUACUUGUACCAGCGCUGGGCAUACAAGGUUGACUACACCCGUGUCAACGAAUUCGGCCAGGGCGGUGAAGAUGAGCCGCCGAGAGAGCUCAAGGCGGAGCCCAAGUCGCUGCCUAAGGCCGAUCCUGUGGUGCCUGAGACGGUUGGGGGCGAAGCUAAAGCCAGUGGAAGCAACACCGGUGCUGCGAAGAAGAGGAAAUAAACUUCAUCUAGAAAGGAAUAACUAAACAUGUUUUAUGUCUAUAUUAAUAUUAGAAUAAUAUCUUUUUAGACAGAGCAGGCAUCGCCUUAAAAGUAAUCGAUAGAUUAACCUCCA
This is a messenger RNA of Xylaria bambusicola, 2573 nucleotides long. Its product is annotated as cleft lip and palate transmembrane protein 1-domain-containing protein. The record is from RefSeq and is a predicted model, not a curated record. Bases 483 to 2459 code for a protein of 658 amino acids. Gene Ontology annotation, cellular component: endomembrane system; membrane. The transcript has 4 exons. Lineage: Eukaryota; Fungi; Ascomycota; Sordariomycetes; Xylariales; Xylariaceae.